AUGGCCGUGUCAUUGCACACCCGGAGCGGAGUUUGGUUUCGCCCACUUUUCAAUUUCCACCGCCGUCCGCAUCAAGAUAUGCUUCAAAGCGCUCAAGUGAUCGUCCCGUCCGACCCGAACUCGAUCGUGACCGGCCGCGGCAAGUGUCUCAACUGCCACAAAAUCUACCUCAUUCAAGCCAGCGUUUGCUCGUCCAUGUACUGCUCCCUCGACUGCCAAAGCAACGCGUUGUACAUGGAAACAGUGCGCGGCCACGUCCAGAGCGCGAUGCCGGCGACGGACUCGGUCAAUGCGUGCUGAAUCGUCGUCGGUGCGCUGCCGGUUCCACCGACCCGGCUUGGUUGGCUUGGACACUGGUGGCAUCUUCGACCGAGCCAACGAACCAUCUUGUCGCCGUUCGUGCCGCGACGACCCCGUGGACAGUCGAGGCAUUGAUGCGGCUUGCCGCCAUGCACCAAAGCUCCUGUCUUUGUGCGCACGGCACGAGCCGGCCACCGACCAUGUUUUCUGUUGAGGAAGCGAGCUAGUCCCGCGCGUUGUAGUUGUUAUUCGUCGUGAAUGCAUAGGAUGUGUGUCGGUA
Aphanomyces invadans is the source of this 580-nucleotide messenger RNA. RefSeq lists its product as hypothetical. The transcript has a single exon. Bases 1 to 300 code for a protein of 99 amino acids. NCBI's taxonomy places the organism in Eukaryota, Oomycota, Saprolegniomycetes, Saprolegniales, Verrucalvaceae. The record is from RefSeq and is a predicted model, not a curated record.